AAUCUCAGCUUUUGGUGGGCAUCAUACGUAGGGACCAGCUGCUGCCAUUUCUCCAGGCAGAACCAACCAUCCAGGCAUCCAGGCACCAGUGGCAUCUCCAUGAGGUCCUGGCGGGGGGCUGCCCCGUGGAACCUGUGACCCUACAGCUGUCACCCCAGACUUCCCUACACCAGGUCCACAACCUCUUUGAACUCCUGAAAAUGCAGAGGAUCUUGGUGACAUCGAUGGGCCGAGUGGUGGGCUUCAUCUCCUGGGUGGAG
Messenger RNA from Vombatus ursinus (common wombat), 260 nucleotides. RefSeq names its product chloride channel protein ClC-Ka-like. The transcript is spliced from 3 exons. The annotation marks the transcript as partial. Gene Ontology annotation, biological process: chloride transport. NCBI's taxonomy places the organism in Eukaryota, Metazoa, Chordata, Mammalia, Diprotodontia, Vombatidae. Gene Ontology annotation, molecular function: voltage-gated chloride channel activity. The record is from RefSeq and is a predicted model, not a curated record.